AUGUGGAUUUUUAGGGUGAAGCGGCCGCCGGGUUCUCCGCCUGUCUUCAAGGCGCGUUACGUGGCUCGAGGCUUCAGUCAGCGGCAGGGAGUUGACUACUUUCAGACCUUCUCUCCCACCCCGAAGAUGAUCACUCUUCACAUGCUACUGUACAUUGCCGCUGAGCGCGACUACGAGCUUCACUCUCUUGACUUCAGCACAGCUUUCCUGCAGGGCAGCCUGCACGAGGAGAUCUGGCUACGCCGCCCUCCUGGCUUUACUGGGUCGUUUCCUCCUGGUACCCAGUGGAGCCUCCGGCAGCCAGUCUACGGUCUCCGCCAGGCGCCCCCCGGCCCGUCGCUGUUUCUGCGCACCGACACCUCUCUGCCGCCGUUCUACAUCCUCGUGUACGUCGACGACUUGGUCUUUGCCAUUGCUGACACUGCUGGACUCGCCCACGUGAAGUCCGAGCUGCAGAAGAGGCACACGUGCACAGACCUGGGUGAACUGCGCAGCUACCUUGGCUUGUAG
Messenger RNA from Closterium sp. NIES-65, 510 nucleotides. The record is from the annotation of a GenBank genome assembly. NCBI's taxonomy places the organism in Eukaryota, Viridiplantae, Streptophyta, Zygnematophyceae, Desmidiales, Closteriaceae.